Messenger RNA from Peronospora belbahrii, 2424 nucleotides. The record is from the annotation of a GenBank genome assembly. Lineage: Eukaryota; Oomycota; Peronosporomycetes; Peronosporales; Peronosporaceae.
AUGGGAUGUCUUGAUGGCUGCUUGAAUCGUGCGGCUUUGGUGGAAUGCAUAGCAGGGUUUUGCAAGUGUGGAGAUCAGUGCGAUAAUAUGAGGAUACAGCGUGGUGUCAUGCCUUUAACUAAGCUUAUCGAUUGCGGGAACAAAGGUCUUGGAAUAAGGUUGCUAGAAGAUAUCAAAGCUGGUUCUUUUGUAAGCGAAUACAUGGGCGAGAUCGUGACAGAGCAGGAGUAUCACAUGCGACGAGUGCUUUACCAUAAUGAGAAACAUCGCUAUAUAAUGGUGUUAAGCGGCGGUGAAGUCAUCGAUGCUACGCGUAUGGGAGGCGAGGAGCUGACAUUUGAUUACAAGUUUGAGUCCUUUAGCAAAGCCGAAAUAACGGAGUGUCUUUGUGGAGCACCGAACUGCCGGAAGGUAAUCGGAGUAAAUAAUCGUGUGUCAAAAGGACUGAAAGCAAGGCCAUUUCAAGGUGCAAAGAAAGCAGAAGCUUUAAUGCAGCGAAUGGCACGGCAACGCCUUCUAAGCAGCAACGAUAUGCGUGUGUUACGUCGGUCACACGUGAUGUUACAACGAAACUUGACGUGGCACAUGGAAAAUGAUUUUGAUCAUUUGGCACUACUACCCUACUUUAUCAUGAAACACUCGUCCAUGAAACACGUACCGGAACUAAAGCAUCUUCAUUUUCACUUAAGCGUAAUCUUCCGAUUAGAAACGUGGUUAAUAGCCAUGGCAGGAUACGACCACGAAUCGAGUCUAAGCACGAGCAUAACACAGCGCAAUGACACUGGCAGGGUCACGUACGAUCCUAAUACAAAUCACGGGUGUCAGCCCAGCGCUGCAGAAGCGCGCGAGUUCCGCAAGCGGUGGCUUCUGCUGACAGAUCGUGAACGCAUAGCGGCACUGAGCGGAGAUGUGAAUCAGUUUUUGCAGACAGCAACCGAUCUGCUGCCGUGUCCUGGCUGUCGUAAGAAUGCGGAAACGCUAUUUUACAAGCUAGCAGACGGCAUCGUUCGAUUGCCACAGGCUGUCAGUAAAUCGGGUCUUUGCUUUAAUAAAGACAAUCGCUUCCGACUCAACGAAUCGUAUUUGAAUAGUCCGGACACGUCAUUCUUGCUUUUCUACCACCAAGAGCAAUGGACUAAUGAGGGGCUAACGAAACCAACGAAACCUAGCAGUAAAGCUGGUACAUCACGUGCAAGAUGUCAGCUGCACUCGCAGCGGGUGCGUGGUCGCCCGCGUCCUGCGGCAUUCGAGGCACUGUGGCUUAAGCUGCCGGAAGAUCACCAGCGACAUCUCUCUCAUAUUGACUCAGACCAGUUCCUGACCGACUUGGAAAACUAUUUGCGACGUCAUCGUUUUUGUUGCCGGUGCAAGGAAAAAGUAUUAGAAGCAUAUGAUUUGCUUAUUGAGUCGAGCUGUAGUGAGGACGAUUGCGAGGAUUGUGGGGGCUUUGCAUGCGUGGAGAAACAUCAUGAACAUAGCGAUUAUGGCGAUGAUUUACACUAUACGUCUUACUUAUUUGACGAGCUUGCAUUUUUUCGCGCUACAAACCAGAUCAUUGUGCCCUGUAAUAUUGAGUUUAUGUCGCAGUUGAUGUCCAGAGCAGAUCAGAAAAUUGUAGGUGAUUGGGGUGAUCGUCAUGCACGGACAAUCGCUGAAGCACAGGAUGAAGUAUUGAUAUGUCUAGGUAUGGUUAUUUGGGACAAGAUGCAGAGCGUAUGGACCAAGUCUCGAUCCGAGAAGCGGUCAGAAGAACUGCUGGUGCAUUGCGCUGUGUCUACACUGCGCCGUAACUUUGAUGAGGCGGUGGAAGCAUUGCAUGGUGAGGAGAUGAUGGAACAGCUAUUAGCAGAAGAAGAUGAUGAGUCUAGGAGAUUGGCGAAGAAGAAAGAGAAGCGAAAGGAAAAGAAGAAAAAGCGCAAAACAGCAUCAAAACUGAAGCUAGCGUAUCGGUCAGAAUCAGAGAAAAGUCAUCAGUCUGAGAAGCAAAAGCUUAAGCAGACUAAAACGCGUAAGCAAUCUGAUAGCAGCAAGACCGUGGCAUCUCAAUCAUCUACCAAUUCACUUAGCAGUCAAGGUGACGACGACGAUCUCACGAGUUCCAGUAGAUCCACGGAUGCGACGGGAUCGCAUCAGUGUGACUCGAUUUGUGACGAGCCGUGUCAGGGUGGAGAUUUGACACAGGACGAGCGUACGGAAUGGCAAUUGCUAUCGUCUAUGGGAUGGAAUGCAUCGAACCAAAUUAUACCAUCCUUGCCGGAGUUGGACGUGGAUACGGAUGACGAGAAUCAUGGCAUUCCUGAAGACGACAUUCGUUUUUGGAAGCAGAAUCGUUCAAGUCUUGUUCGACGACGUAUGGCUCAACGGCAGAAACUGCAGGAACGUUUCGAUCAGUUUGUUUUGCGCACGACAUCUCUCGAUGGGUAG